CAGAGAGUAGAGAGGGACAAACACAGACAAAGAAGUUGGCCAUGGCUACGAAGUCACUUUCUUUCUUCGCCCUAUUUUUCACACUCUUUUUGGUCAUAUUUGAAGUGCCGGAGAUAGAAGGGCAGCUGUGCAUGAGAGAAUACGUUGGUGAUUUUCCCUUAAGCAACUGUUCCGCUGUGGAAACUCCGCUUUGUCAUACAAAAUGCCGUGAAAACGGAGCUGAAGGUGGAAUUUGCUAUGUGGCAGUAGAGGGAGAGGACGAACAGCGUGUCGAAAGCUAUAAGUGCUUAUGCAACUUCUGCAGCGAGACAUUCUGCCACGACACUCCUGGUCCUAGUCAGACUCUAGGUUGAAUAAUCCUGCAUGUGUCAUGGUUUGUAUGAUAAUAAAAAUGAAAGUCGUCCAAUUAUUAAUAAAUAUGUGAAAAAGAGCCGGAAGUACCUUAAGGCUCACAUGG
Molecule: messenger RNA, 457 nt
Organism: Raphanus sativus (radish)
Lineage: Eukaryota; Viridiplantae; Streptophyta; Magnoliopsida; Brassicales; Brassicaceae
Product: defensin-like protein 192
Exons: 2
Coding region: 42-353 (103 amino acids)
Cellular component (GO): extracellular region
Molecular function (GO): sodium channel inhibitor activity
Source: RefSeq, a predicted model, not a curated record